Messenger RNA from Folsomia candida, 3924 nucleotides. Its product is annotated as probable E3 ubiquitin-protein ligase HECTD2. The transcript has 20 exons. The record is from RefSeq and is a predicted model, not a curated record. Gene Ontology annotation, biological process: protein polyubiquitination. Gene Ontology annotation, molecular function: ubiquitin protein ligase activity. NCBI's taxonomy places the organism in Eukaryota, Metazoa, Arthropoda, Collembola, Entomobryomorpha, Isotomidae. Bases 258 to 2849 code for a protein of 863 amino acids.
GGUGGCUAAGCAGCCGAAAAGAGACAACAUACCAGUCAGGGUCAGCCCCGUGGAGUGCAAGGAAUUAUUUUACAUGUAUUUAGAUCAUCGUCGUUGUCGACGUCUUACCUCCGUUUUUUAGACCUUGAUCAAAAGGGUCACGCUGUAAAAGAGAGAUACCCUGAGGAGGAGCGCCUUGAGUUACAACAUCCUCCGACCGUAGGCAGCUCAAAGACUGCAUAUGGAGCUUGGUGGAGCGGAUUGAAUAAUAGAAUAACAUGGACCCCUCGUCGUGGAAUUGGGAGCUAAUUUUCCCUCCGUUGCCUCGACUCAUCGUAUUGAGGCCCGCACUCGUUAUGACCGACUCUCUCCACUCGGACCAAGAUCACCACGCCGUACGGGACAGCCCCAAAGGACUGGGCAGGUCGACCAACACCUCUCGCAGUGACAGCGUCACCUGCCCCGCCUGUCAUGUGACGGUGACCCUGAGCAAGAAUACGGAGGGACGCCGAAGACUGGUUUGUCCUUAUUGUGGAGCGACAUACAACCACCAUGAAUCGCAAAUUAGAGUUAUGCCAACUCCAACUGCAGACCCCCUCCGACACCUCAGAUUGCCAAUUGUGCAGGAUGGGUCGGGCAAUAUUGGGAGCCUCAUGGUCGGUCGCCUCGGAGGAGUCAGCGUCGGAGUACCUGAUGUCCAUGGAAUUAUGAUUCGCCCAGGGUCCACAACCUCUUGCACGUCAUUACCCCCCAUUGCAAAGGAGCACGAGAUCAGAUAUGAUAAUAAUCCGGGAGGAGGAGGAGUAGUAGGAGGAGGUGGAGGAGAAGACAGGACAAUUUUCCGAAUUGGAUCAGGGUCUAGUGAGACGGGACUUUUGAUGUCAAACUACGGAGAAGAGCAGACCAGUCGGGAAGAGUUCAUGCAAGCCGUGAGUCAAGCCACAAAGACUGGAAAUUACAGCAAUUUGAUGCGGUUUUAUUCAAGGACCUUUGAUUCGUAUGCAAAUAUAUGUGCUACUUUUAAACAAAUGACGCCACCAGAACUGACUGAUCCUUUGAACGAUCUCGCCUUUCUUGAAGAGCCCGAAUUGAACAUGGAGUUGGUGUAUUCGGUGAAUGAUGCGCUUAGAAAUUCCCCAUCAAUCGUACACAAAACGGUGCUUAAAGCAAUCGUCAACGCCUUGCUGGACGACAAACAAAAAUUAUACGCGCAAGAUAAGGUCCGAGCUUUGUUUAUAAUUCUUCAAAAUCCAAUCUUUGCUGCUCAAUCCUCAUACACGGUGCUAGCUCACGUUCUACGUCAUGUCACCUCUCUCCCCAAUCCGGACCACCAAGUCCUCGUCCACUGGUUUCGCAUGCUGGAAGUAAGCCGGCUGCGAAUGCUGGUCCGGCAGAUGACUCAAUUCGUGACGAUUCGCCAAUUUCCUCCAGCAGACCGAAGUCUACCUCCAUUGUCCAAGUCGAAGUGGUGGAUACCCGCGGCCGCCAGGGUGUUAGCCUUGAUAAACGCAGCCAACAAUGGUUGCCAGCCGGCCCUGCUCCACUACUCAGAGUUUUAUAACAGUGCACUGGACCAUGUUGACUUGAUGCAGGAAUAUUGGCGUUGGCAGAGUCCAGAAAGACCGGGACAGUUUUCUUAUUGUCAGUAUCCCUUCAUGCUCAGCAUCGUAGCCAAGCGCAUCAUCCUGACCAAGGAUGCCGAACAUCAAAUGAUAUUAGUAGCGAGAAGGUCACUCGUCGCCAAAGUGGCUCGCCAUCAAACUCCGCAAAUUGACAUAUUUUUUCUCAACAUCAACGUUCGCCGUAAUUAUUUGGUGGCCGAUUCACUAAAAGAAAUAGCGUCCAAACAAAAAGAUCUAAAGAAGAAGUUACGAGUCUCCUUUGUCGGAGAGCCUGGUUUGGACAUGGGUGGUCUCACGAAGGAGUGGUUCCUCCUCCUCAUCAGGGACAUUUUCCAGCCCGAAUAUGGGAUGUUUGUCUACUAUCCGAACUCUCGGUGCUAUUGGUUCAGUCUGGCGCAACAAGGAAGUCUCAGGGAAUACAAUCUCAUAGGUGUGUUGAUGGGACUUGCAGUAUACAAUUCAAUUAUCUUGGACCUCCACUUCCCCUCUAUUUGCUAUCGGAAGUUACUUUCUCCGCCAGUGGUUCCUCCGCUGGACUCUGCGGCCGUUGGAGUGACCAAGGAUCCAAGUAUUGAUGACCUCGCCGAGAUCAUGCCGGAUGUUGCUCACGGUCUCAGGGAGCUCUUGAAGUACGAGGGCAGCGUGGAAGAGGACAUGGGACUAAGCUUCCAGGCCUCGUUACAAGAGUAUGAUCGAAUCAUGACCUACAACCUUAAAGAGAACGGGGAGCACAUUCCAGUCACAAAUGAGAAUCGGGAAGAAUACGUCCGCCUCUAUCUCGACUGGGUGCUCAACACGGCAAUUUAUGCUCAAUUUCGAGCCUUCUAUUUGGGAUUCCACUCCGUCACGGCGUCCAAUGCAUUGAUUAUGCUGCGACCUGAGGAGGUGGAAAUGCUCGUCUGUGGCUCACCCACCCUGGACCUUCACGAGCUGAGGAAAGUCACAGAGUACGAUGAAUAUCGACCUGACGACAGAGUCAUUCAAGAUUUCUGGUCCGUCUUGAUAUCUUUGCCGUUGGAGCUGCAGAAAAAGUUUCUCCUCUUCACCACCGGCUCCGACCGGAUCCCGGUUGGUGGGAUGGGUGAGAUGAACAUGAAAAUUUCGAGGAUGAGGGACCGAGAAGAGAACCUUCCCGAGGCUCACACCUGCUUUAAUCAGUUGAUCUUGCCCGAGUACCCGAACAAAGAAGUGCUCAAGAAGAAAUUGAUCAUUGCCAUUUCAAACGCGGAGGGCUUUGGUCUCGAAUAAGAUUCAUCCCAUUAAAAUCACAUUAUCGUCGCCCAUUCUUCACAAAUUCAAUCUCCUCAUUUUGAACGGAGGAUGAAAUAUACAAGGCGGAAAAGCGGUUCAACUGAAAUACCUUUACGAUGCCCUACAACCUUUUACGACCUUUUGCACCAAAUGAUAUACGGACGGACGAGUACAUUCAUCCGGAUGGGAGAAGCGGAGAGAGAGCGGUUUUAACUCGUAGAAUUUGUGUCGCUUAUGCACAUGUACAUGUGCAACACUUCAAUUAGAAUCCACUCAACUCACGCUGAGCCACAUGACAAUCUCAAUCUGAUUUAUACAUUCGAAUUCGAACAGUCCUCUGCCUGCUCCUCGCCCAUUUUGGUGGGACGAGGAAGACUUAUGUAUAACCUAAAGCUCAUCUGCUCCUCUCCCACCCCUCAGAGCUUCCCGGCGACCGACCUGAAUCUCUCUCUACCUGACUUUCCCGUGCUCCUCUGGUAGUAAUGAUUCUGAUGGUUCACACUUAAAAACUACUCGGCCUGUAUGUACCCACCUUCGCGUGAGGAGGAUGACGAUGUGACGAUGAUGAUGAUGAUGAGAAUCAACCUGAGAAGAAAUCCAGCAAGCUUUUCUUCUGUGCACUCUCUCCUAAAACCACGACAUUAUCGGGAUGUCGGUGUUUAGAAAAGAUAACAAGAGUUGAGCUCCAGCUGACAAAUUCGACAUCCGACUCACUACUCAGCUUUCAUUCCUGACUUCCUAUAAGAACUUGCAUGAUCUCUCACCUCGCCUCGGCUCAUUGCAGGUUCUUCUUCUCCUCAUUUGUCUCAACCUGCUCCUCCUCCCCCCUCAAAAGUUCUUCUUCUAUCCUUGUCUCCAGGAAAUGCCGGUGGUUGUCUGAUCAAAAAUUUAGUUUUUCAUUUCAUCUUCAUCCUAAGAGACGCUUGUAUUUCCUCGAAGCGAGCUUAUCUUGGGAGGAAUGUAGUUGUAGGUAAGACUCGUGUACCAGAAAACUCGUGUAUCAGUAUGUAUGUACUUACCUCCUUUUAUCAUACGAUUGUCGCAACGAAAUAAUAAGAAACCUUUAAUUUUG